AUGUUCGAACCCAAUGGCAUCGAUACUUGCCACGCAUGGAAGCCAUGGGAAACAUCAUACGGUGGAUCUUAUGGCAUCUAUGUAGCUUUUGCAUUGGCAUAUGGCAUUCUUGCGGGAAGCGUGACGCUACUCACUCGCUCGAAUCUACCCGCUGUUGACAACCUCGACUUGAAGAGCAACGGUGAGCCAGAACAAGAACAAUACACUGAGACCUCGACUGGCAAGAUGAUGUACAUGGCUGCUGGUAGUGGCAUACCGGAGAUCAAAACGAUCUUGUCCGGUUUCGUGAUACCGCACUUCCUCGAUCUGAAGGUCCUUGUUGUCAAGGCCGUUGGUGCAACCUUCGCGGUUGCUACUGGCAUGUGUCUCGGGAAAGAGGGCCCCUUCGUGCACAUUUCGACAUGUGUGGGGCAUCUUGUGGCAGUCUGGUUCCCCAAGUACAAGAACAACGAGCGAAAGAUGAGAGAGAUGCUGAGCGUGGCGUGCUCUUCAGGCUUAUCAGUCGCCUUUGGAGCUCCCAUUGGCGGAGUGCUCUUCAGUUAUGAAGAGAUAAGCACAUACUUUCCUCGUCGCGUCAUGUGGAAGUCAUUCCUGUGCUCCUUGGUAGCCGCUGCUACUCUCAAAGAGCUCAAUCCCACCGGAACAGGCAAGCUAGUCCUCUUCGAAACCAACUAUGGGAUCGACUACGACUUUGUCCACUAUAUUGUUUUCAUACUUCUUGGUGUAUGUGGCGGAGUCUUUGGCGGCGUGUUCUGCCAGGCAAAUUUUCGAUGGUCCAAGUUCUUUCGUAAAUUUUCCGUCAUCAAAACCAAUCCGGUCCUGGAGGUCUUCCUUGUCGUGCUUGUAACAGCGCUCCUGCAAUAUCCGAAUCGGUUGAUACGACCUACAGGAGACAUCGUCAUGUCCGAGUUAUUAGUGGAUUGUAACGAUCCUGGUGAUGACUCAUACGUGUGCCAGCAAGAGAAUAUGGAGGACAAGAGGAGAUAUUAUGCGUGGUUGAUCACCGGGACACUGACCAAACUUCUACUCACGAUCAUCACCUUUGGGUGCAAAGUCCCGUCAGGAAUCAUCAUACCAGCUCUCGAUGCAGGCGCUUUGUUCGGACGAAUGAUCGGUCAGCUUGUGCCCAAUAUCUCGCCAGGCAUAUUUGCGAUGGUAGGCUCGGCAGCGUUUCUCGCCGGCGUGUCUCGCAUGACCGUGAGCCUGGCAGUGAUCAUGUUCGAGCUGACCGGCGAAGUCAACUUUAUCCCUCCGUUUAUGAUAGCCAUUCUGACGUCGAAGUGGGUUGCUGAUGCCAUCAGUUCCGAGUCUGUUUACGAUUUGUCCCAGCACUUGUUGGGGCACCCAUUCCUCGAUGCCGAACAUGCAUUGUCUUGUGUCCGAGCAUCACGAACAGGCGGUAGCACCGGGACCGUAGAAGAGCUUAUACCCCCCUCAAAUACCAUGUCUGAAAUUACCCUCCAUACGGGGCCGAACUUCCGCGUGAAGCGGGAAACACUGCAGCAGAAGUUGAUCCAGUUGAAAGCUCGCGGGCUCAUGGAUGCAGGACUUGUGCUUGUUAAUGAUCAUGGCAUUUGCCAUGGCUAUCUUCCGGAGGCGGAGUUGGAGUUCGCUCUGGAAACGGUGGACCAAAUCGAGACGACUGACGGCAACGAAGCUGAGGUUGAUCUCUUUGAGGGUGUAUUUGCCGACUUCAUAGACCGAAGUCCCCUCACGCUCUCUGCGAAAGCUCCUAUAGAAUAUGCGGUCGAGAUGUUUGGAAAGCUCGGUCUUCGGUAUCUUAUCAUAACUGAAGAGGAGACUGCUGAGGUUCUGGGUGUCGUUAUCAAGAAACGGUUAGUGAACUACUUGGAUGGGCUAAGGGCCCUAUGA
Phaeoacremonium minimum UCRPA7 is the source of this 1872-nucleotide messenger RNA. RefSeq names its product putative chloride channel protein. Lineage: Eukaryota; Fungi; Ascomycota; Sordariomycetes; Togniniales; Togniniaceae. Gene Ontology annotation, cellular component: membrane; Golgi apparatus; early endosome. The coding region runs from base 1 to 1872 and encodes 623 amino acids. The record is from RefSeq and is a predicted model, not a curated record. Gene Ontology annotation, molecular function: voltage-gated chloride channel activity. The transcript is spliced from 2 exons. Gene Ontology annotation, biological process: transmembrane transport; chloride transport.